Molecule: messenger RNA, 1049 nt
Organism: Rhea pennata
Lineage: Eukaryota; Metazoa; Chordata; Aves; Rheiformes; Rheidae
Gene: HOXD10
Product: homeobox D10
Exons: 2
Coding region: 1-1020 (339 amino acids)
Biological process (GO): regulation of transcription by RNA polymerase II
Cellular component (GO): nucleus
Molecular function (GO): DNA-binding transcription factor activity, RNA polymerase II-specific; RNA polymerase II cis-regulatory region sequence-specific DNA binding
Source: RefSeq, a predicted model, not a curated record
AUGUCCUUUCCCAACAGCUCUCCUGCCGCUAAUACUUUUUUAGUAGAUUCUCUCAUCAGUGCGUGCAGGAGUGACAGUUUCUACUCCAACAGCGCCAGCAUGUAUAUGCCACCUAGCACAGACAUUGGGACUUAUGGGAUGCAAACCUGUGGACUCCUACCGUCUCUGGCUAAAAGAGAAGUUAAUCACCAAAAUAUGGGUAUGAAUGUACAUCCUUAUAUACCUCAAGUAGACAGUUGGACAGACCCGAACAGAUCUUGUCGAAUAGAGCAACCUGUUACACAGCAGGUCCCCACUUGUUCCUUCACUACAAAUAUUAAAGAAGAAAGCAAUUGCUGCAUGUAUUCCGAUAAGAGAACAAAACUCAUUUCUUCAGACGUCCCUUCCUACCAGAGGCUGGUGUCUGAAUCAUGCCCCAUUGAAAACCCCGAGGUUCCUGUCCCAGGAUAUUUUAGACUGAGCCAGACCUACGCCACUGGGAAAACCCAAGAGUACAAUAAUAGCCCUGAAACGAGUUCAACUGUAAUGUUACAGUUAAACCCUCGCGGCAGCUCCAAACCGCAGAUAUCUUCUCAACUUCAGAUGGAAAAGAAAAUGAAUGAAAAUCCGAACAACCAAGACAGCACAGCUAAAGUCUCUCAAGUGGAAAGUCCCGAGCCCAAAUCCACGUUGCAAGACGAAAGGAGCUGCCUGCCUGAAGGCUCUGUGUCCAGCCCAGAAGUCCAGGAGAAGGAGAGUAAAGAGGAAAUCAAGUCUGAUACUCCAACAAGCAAUUGGCUAACUGCAAAGAGUGGCAGAAAGAAGAGGUGUCCUUAUACUAAACACCAAACACUGGAAUUAGAGAAAGAGUUCUUAUUCAAUAUGUAUCUCACUCGAGAGCGCCGCCUAGAGAUCAGUAAGAGCGUAAACCUCACUGACAGGCAGGUCAAGAUUUGGUUUCAAAACCGCAGAAUGAAGCUCAAGAAGAUGAGCAGGGAGAACCGAAUCCGAGAACUGACCGCUAAUCUCACCUUCUCUUAAAGCUGCCCCGGGGGUGCAAACAGUGAGCA